Leishmania braziliensis MHOM/BR/75/M2904 is the source of this 546-nucleotide messenger RNA. RefSeq lists its product as hypothetical. The transcript has a single exon. Gene Ontology annotation, cellular component: preribosome, large subunit precursor; nucleolus; nucleus. Gene Ontology annotation, molecular function: RNA binding. NCBI's taxonomy places the organism in Eukaryota, Euglenozoa, Kinetoplastea, Trypanosomatida, Trypanosomatidae. The coding region runs from base 1 to 546 and encodes 181 amino acids. Gene Ontology annotation, biological process: ribosome assembly; ribosomal large subunit biogenesis. The record is from RefSeq and is a predicted model, not a curated record.
AUGCGGUCUCUCACCGAUGAGGAGACGAAGAAGCUCUUCGACAAGCUUGCACAGUAUAUCGGGGCAAAUACAACACAUUUGCUGGAGCGAAAAGGAGAGGAGGAGCACGUAUUUCGCCUCCACAAGAAUCGUAUUUGGUACAUGCCUCUGCGCCUCGCAAAGCUUGCUAGCUGUGUCUCCAAGACUAAUCUAAUGGGCAUUGGCGUUUUGUUCGCCAAGGUGACUCACAAUGGAAACGUACGCAUUCAGGUAACCGCGCUCGAGUACAUCGCACAGUACUCACUCUUCAAGAUUUGGGUGAAACCGAACCAGGAGCAGCGGUUCCUGUAUGGUGGAAACGUUAGUCGCGCAGGUCUUGGCCGUAUCACCGAGUCGACACCGAAGUACCAAAAGGUCGCCGUCUUUUCAAUGGGCGACAUCCCCUUGGGUUUUGGUGUCGCAGCCCAAAGCACGCUGGAGUGCCGAAAGUGCGAAAUGAACACACAGGUACUUUUUCAUGAGGCUGAUGUUGGUGAGUACCUGCGUGAUGAGGCUCGCAUGACAUAG